This is a messenger RNA of Cheilinus undulatus (humphead wrasse), 1523 nucleotides long. RefSeq names its product tyrosyl-DNA phosphodiesterase 2-like. The coding region runs from base 86 to 1171 and encodes 361 amino acids. Gene Ontology annotation, cellular component: cytoplasm; PML body. The record is from RefSeq and is a predicted model, not a curated record. Gene Ontology annotation, molecular function: 5'-tyrosyl-DNA phosphodiesterase activity; protein binding; single-stranded DNA binding. The transcript has 7 exons. Gene Ontology annotation, biological process: double-strand break repair. Lineage: Eukaryota; Metazoa; Chordata; Actinopteri; Labriformes; Labridae.
CCCAGAUAACUUGCAAAUAACAGGAAUCAUGCAAUAACUACUGCUGCUCUACUUUUAUUUAGUGAAUCUUAUCUGUCAUAAUAAGAUGACCUCUACACCCGACAUGGACAAACCUUCAGUUUCUAACGUGGAGGAAAACAGAACGAGACUCUGUACAGAGUUUGCUGCGAUAGCGGGAACGGACAGCGCUGUGGCUCAGUGUUACCUGGCUGAAAACGAGUGGCAGAUGGAGAGAGCGUUGAACUCAUUUUUUGAGGCUGACAUGGAAAAGGUAUUUGAAGAAGAUUUUCCAGAGUGCGACUCCAGUCCUAAAGCAAAGAGGCCAAAAACUGAGGAAAACCCUCCAGGAGGAGAAUGUAUAGAUUUAACUGGUGACAGUCCAACCUCUGCACACAAACCAUCAGAAGAAGAUGAAAACAAGCUGUCCCUGAUGUCCUGGAACGUGGACGGACUUGAUACAGACAACCUUGCAGAGCGCGCCAGAGGCCUGUGCUCCUUCUUAGUCUUAUACACUCCUGAUGUGGUGUUUCUUCAGGAGCUCAUCCCACCUUAUAUUCAGUAUUUGAAGAAACGGGCUGUCAGCUACCUAAUCAUUGAAGGUGGUGAAGACGGUUACUUCACUGGCAUGAUGCUGAAGAAGUCGCGAGUCAAAUUUGUGGAGAGUGAGAUAGUACCAUACCCCACCACUCAGAUGAUGAGAAAUCUGCUUGUAGCUCAGGUGACUUUUAAAGGCCAGAAGCUGUGUCUGAUGACGUCACACUUAGAAAGCUGCAAAGGCCACGCACAGGAGCGGAUGAAACAGCUGCGAGUGGCAGUUGAGAAGAUGAGAGAAGCACCUGCUGAUGUCACCAUCCUGUUUGGAGGGGAUACCAACCUCAGGGACACUGAGGUGGCAAAGGUGGGCCUGCCUCCCAGUGUCUGUGACGUGUGGGAGCAUCUUGGAAAGCAGGAGCACUGCCGCUACACAUGGGACACUAAAGUCAACACCAACAAGACUGUUCCCUUUGUCAGUCGCUGCCGCUUCGACCGAAUCUAUUUCCGCCCCGCUAACAAGGAUGGUGUUCCGCGCCUGGCCCCUGACCACAUGGCCCUGGUAGGACUGGAGAAGCUGGACUGUGGGCGAUAUAUUAGUGAUCACUGGGGGAUUUACUGUAGCUUCUCCAUAGGCUAGAAACACACAGAACAACCUGAUAAACACUUGUUAAAUCUUCUGUCUAAAAUUAGGUAGUCCAGUUUGAGUUUCAAAGGCCUGGUAUAGAUAUUAGCAAUGCUUCAGUCUGACUGCCACUUUCUCUUGAAGGAAGAUUUUCUGACCUCUUCUGAGGUUGACUUAUCUUCUGUUGUAUCCCUUGUUGGAGUCUUGGCCUUAAAGUGUAAAAAGCAUCAAUAAAUGUUAAGAUACCAAAGUUGAUAGUUUUAAGAAAUUGUCUUUGUCUUUAUGAAACAUUGAUUAAUCAAUCAAUCUUUAAUUGUAUAUCGCCAAUUCAUAAUAAAUAUUAUCUCCAGACAUUUUACAAAAAAGC